Carassius carassius (crucian carp) is the source of this 957-nucleotide messenger RNA. Its product is annotated as transmembrane 4 L6 family member 5-like. Bases 402 to 863 code for a protein of 153 amino acids. NCBI's taxonomy places the organism in Eukaryota, Metazoa, Chordata, Actinopteri, Cypriniformes, Cyprinidae. The transcript has 6 exons. Gene Ontology annotation, cellular component: membrane. The record is from RefSeq and is a predicted model, not a curated record.
CCCUGUAACUUUACUCAACUAGCAGUAACGUUACAAGUUUACAACGCACUGCUAACUUAAAUGCUCCAGGGCAAAUUAUAGGCUAACAUUACUCAUCUUCAUGCUAAUUACAUAGGCUAACUGAAUUUUCAGGUAAUAUCAUCCAACAACACACAUAUUUUAUGUCAGAUAACGCAAUAGUUGAAACAACACCUCGAUGUUAUAAACUCAUAUGUUUUGAGUUCAUAUAACCUGUCCUUCAUGUUAACAUUAAUUGGAUGGCAUUAACGUCACCUGAAUUUGAACUAGCAACAUCGAAAAACAACCAAUUGAGAACAAAUCGUCGACGCCUUCGACAAAACACAUCAAAUAACAUCUGACUUUCGCUGGAAACUGGCCAGAUUUCCCUUCAAGUCUGGCUUAUGGGAGGUGUGCUCGGCGGUGGACUAAUUAUGAUGUGUCCAAGCUGCUCAGCCAUCAGAGCUGGGGGCAAAGGCUGUUGCGGGGCUGGUUGUUGUGGAAACCGCUGUCGUAUGCUGAAUUCUGUUUUCUCUUCUGUAUUUGGCAUUGUUGGGUCGGCCUACUGUGCCUCUGUUGCCAUUGCAGCAAUGGCUGUUGGGCCUCUAUGCAAAGACAAGAAUGGUGAUUGGGUAUAUCCCUUUGAGGAUAUGGCAAGGAACAGCAGUUACCUGGGGGAUAAGACCACAUGGUCCGAGUGUGUCUUUCCCGAGAAUGUGGUUCUCUGGCACAUCGUGCUGUUCUCCAUCCUCUUGGGACUGUCUCUGAUCCAGAUGAUACUCUGUGUCAUUCAGGUUGUGAAUGGAUGUGUAGGCUGCCUCUGUGGAGACUGCCGGAAAAAGAAAUCGGAUGAGGGAGGUCUAUGAGAUCUGCAGAGGAGGAAUACAAAAACAAAUCAACAACCAUUCAAUCUGGAGCUUUCUCACAACACUAACUACUUGCAAUCCAAGCCAUCACUAA